CUGUUUCGUUCGUAGUUUGUCCGAGCAACGACUUUCUCGGCCAUCUUCCUCUCGUUUGCUCUGUUCCCUCUCCCACCUGUCCACACUCCGACCUGCACGCAAUACUCACAGCACCGUCUCGCGCACAAUGGCUGUGUCACUGCAGGGCGUGGCAGAUCUGCUCAAGGCCAGUCUGAACCCCUCGCAGCGAGCUCAAGCCGAAGCAUCACUCAAAGCUGAGGAGGCAAAGCCUGGCUUCUCGCUCUCACUCCUCCAAAUCGUUGCCACAGACUCCUUCGAACUCAACAUCCGACUCUCCAGCGCUCUGUUAUUCAAAAACUUUGUGAAGCGAAAUUGGGUCGACGAGAACGGGACACACAAGCUUCCGGACAAUGAGGUGAACACAAUCAAGAGCGAGCUCAUUGGGCUCAUGGUACGAGUGCCUCCAAAUAUCCAGGCGCAGCUAGGUGAUGCUAUUAGCGUCAUUGCAGACAGUGACUUCUGGGAGCGGUGGAACACACUCGUGGAUGAUCUGGUGUCAAGACUGACCCCAGAUAAUGCUACCGUCAACAAUGGUGUACUACAGGUGGCUCAUUCUAUCUUCAAGCGAUGGGAGCCACUCUACCGCUCUGACGACCUGUACACCGAGAUCAACCAUGUUCUCUCCAAAUUCGCGGCACCCUUCCUUCAGCUCUGGGAGAACACCGACAGACAAAUCACACAAAACCAGAGCAACCCAGCAGUGCUCAAAGCACACUACGCGACCCUUGAUCUCAUUCUCAAGCUGGUCUACGAUCUAUCGACCCACGAUAUGCCUCCACAAUUCGAAGAGUCUCUUCCUGCCGUAUCUGGCCUGCUGCACAAAUAUUUGACCUACGAGAACGCCGCGCUGAACACUGAUGAUGAGUCCGAAGCUGGUCCGCUGGAAUACGUAAGAGCAGGUGUCUUCAAGGUUCUGAAUUUGUACACUCGGAAGUACGACGAUGAGUUCAAGCCACACGUACCACAAUUCAUCGGAACAUCUUGGACGUUCUUGACAAAUAUCGGACCGGAAGCCAAGUACGAUCUCGUGGUCAGCAGAGCGCUGGAGUUCUUGACUACCAUCGCUAGCAUUCCAGAGCAUGCACAGAGCUUCAACAAUGCCGAUGUGCUUGGACAAGUGACGGAGAAGGUCGUUAUACCAAAUCUGUCUUUGCGAGAAUCGGACAUUGAAACGUUCGAGGAUGAGCCUAUCGAAUACAUUCGCAGGGAUCUGGAGGGUUCAGACGAAGAUACGAGGCGCAGAGCUGCCACCAACUUCUUGCGGAAACUGCAGGAACAAUUCGAAAAGCCUGUGACAGAUGUGGUCACACAAUACAUCAACCACUUUCUCGCAGAGUACUCAAAAGACCGCGAGGCGAACUGGAAGUCGAAGGAUACUGCCGUGCACCUUUUCUCCUCCAUCGCAGCGAAGGGUGCAGCAACAGCCGCCAAAGGUGUCUUGAGCGUCAACCCCAACACGGACGUGAUCAGCUUCUUUCAGACCAAUGUGGCAGAAGACCUGACAAACGCCAAUGCACAGCCAUUGCUAAAGGUUGAUGCCAUAAAAUACUUGUACAUCUUCCGCAGCAUCCUCUCGGCAGAACAGUGGCAAGCGGCGUUUCCACUUCUCGUGCAGCACCUGAACUCGUCGAACUACGUGGUCUACACGUAUGCUGCCGUGGCAGUCGACCGCGCCCUCUAUCUCACGAACGAUCAGCGGCAACCCAUCAUUCCACGAGAUAGCAUCCUCCCACUGGCCAAAGACCUACUGCAACACCUUUUCACCCUCAUCACCAAAGACUCCAAACCUGAGAAGGUUCAGGAGAAUGAAUUUUUGAUGAAAUGUGUAAUGCGAGUCUUGAUCGUGAUCCGCGAUGGUCUUGUGCAAAUCCUGGACCUGGUCCUGACAAAUCUCGUCAACAUCACCGAAGUCAUUCGUCACAACCCAUCAAACCCAGGAUUCUGCUACUACCACUUCGAAUCUUUGGGAGCUACAAUUCGAUUUGCUGGCCCAGUUCAGCCGGAGAAAAUUGAAAACACCUUGUUCCCCGUGUUCAUGGAAGUCUUGCAAUCAUCAGUGGAAGAGUUCACACCCUACAUCUUCCAGCUGUAUGCCCAGAUCGUUGCGAGCAGUCCCUCAGGGACGAUCUCGCCGAAUUUCCAGCAGCUCGUGGGACCCAUCCUCACACCUAGCAUGUGGGACAGCAAAGGCAACGUUCCUGCCUUGACGCGGCUGCUCCUCGAAAUCGUACCUCGCGGCGCUCAGCAGAUCGCCACUGCUGGGCAGACUGAGGCUGUGCUCUUGGUGUUCCAGAAGCUUGUGGCCAGCAAGGCAUACGAGGGAUACGCUAUGGACAUCAUCGAGAUGGUAGUCAAGAGCUUCCCACCCAGCGCGCUAGAGAACUACUGGCCUACAAUCUUGCAGCUUAUGUUCCAUCGUCUCACAAACACAAAGACCGAGCAAUUCACCCUCCGCUUCGUGCGUUUCUACCAUCUGGUGUCCGCGCUUAGUGACCAAGGUCUCGGCGCUGAUUUCUUCAUUGCAAAGGCCGAUGCUGUGCAGGCAAAUGCUUUCACACCUCUCUACACUGGCAUUAUCCUCCCUGAUACGCAGAAACUCAGCAGGCCAUUCGAUCGCAAGACGGCUUGUUUGUCGCUGACGCGGACCCUCGCUGACAGUCAGGCGUUCGUGGAGAGAUACGCCAAACGUGGCUGGACAAUCACCUGUGAGGCAUUGUUGAAGCUCCUCAUCAACCCACCUUUGCCGCCCGCCGCAGAUGACAACGUGAUUGAGGAUCGAGAUGUCGAUGAACUGGGCUUUGGAGCGGCUUUUACACAGCUCAAUACAUGCAAGCGACCCUCUCAAGACCCUUGGCCGGAGGUGCAAGACGUGAAGGCCUGGGUUGGCACCACACUUCGAGAAGCAGACAAGAAACACAAUGGUCGCAUCGGGCAGUUCGUCAACGAGAAGCUUGAUGCACAAGGGAAGGCAGCUCUCCAGCAGGUCAUGUCCGGGUAGAGAGUUUGCAUGGGUAGGGCCUCGGAGGUCAUCAACGAAAGCGCGGCGUUGUGGCAGGAAAAGGAUAGCGGAGGGUGCUUAUGAUACCACGGGCGAAUGCAUACGAUGCCGCCCAGCGUUGAGUUAGGCCUGUAAGUAGGUCAGUUACCCCAGUUGUGCUCCCACAUUUUGUUCGACAGAGC
This is a messenger RNA of Cercospora beticola, 3201 nucleotides long. It is a transcript of the gene CSE1, whose product is annotated as importin-alpha export receptor. Lineage: Eukaryota; Fungi; Ascomycota; Dothideomycetes; Mycosphaerellales; Mycosphaerellaceae. The record is from RefSeq and is a predicted model, not a curated record. Gene Ontology annotation, molecular function: nuclear export signal receptor activity; small GTPase binding. Gene Ontology annotation, biological process: protein import into nucleus; protein export from nucleus. Gene Ontology annotation, cellular component: cytosol; nuclear envelope.